Anisakis simplex (herring worm) is the source of this 120-nucleotide messenger RNA. The record is from the annotation of a GenBank genome assembly. Lineage: Eukaryota; Metazoa; Nematoda; Chromadorea; Rhabditida; Anisakidae.
UUAGACUCAGACGGUGACGAUUUGGAUGAUGAACCUGGAAGUGACGGUAAACUGAAGGAGUUAACGAAUCCAAUUGAUAAAUUGUACAACAUGCAAGCCACAUAUUUUGCUUUCACUUGA